Messenger RNA from Lachnellula hyalina, 747 nucleotides. RefSeq names its product putative oxidoreductase. NCBI's taxonomy places the organism in Eukaryota, Fungi, Ascomycota, Leotiomycetes, Helotiales, Lachnaceae. The record is from RefSeq and is a predicted model, not a curated record. The coding region runs from base 1 to 747 and encodes 248 amino acids. The transcript has 5 exons.
AUGGCGGCAGCAAGUAACUUCUUCAGCAUCGUCGCUGGUGUAGGCGCAGGCACGGGUCGUUCUGUGGCUCUUAAAUUCGCAAAAGCAUAUCCCGUGAUCCUCUUAGCCAGAAAUCCCCAAAACUACGAGUCCAUCGUCUCGGAGAUCAAGUCUUCUGGUGGUCACGCUAUUGGCAUCUCCACAGAUGUUUCCUCGCCUCAGUCUGUUUCAAGCGCCUUUGCAGAGAUCCAGAAAGAGUUCAAGGGGAAGCAACUGGCUGCGGCUGUCUAUAAUGUUGGUGGUAGAUUCAUUAAGAAGCCGUUUCUGGAAUUGACUUUGGAGGAAUAUGAGGCUGGUUAUGAGGCUAAUGGAAAGGGGUUUUUCCUCUUUGCACAAGCUGUGCUGCCACUCUUGCUCGACUCUGUGUCCACCUCUCUCCAUCCCCCGUCUCUGAUCAUUACUGGCGCUACUGCAUCGGUCCGCGGAUCAGCAACGAUGUCGUCCUUUGCCAGCGGGAAGUUCGCGCUAAGAGCUACUGGUCAGAGUCUCGCAAGAGAGUUUGGUCCCAAGGGUGUGCAUGUGGCCCAUGCCAUUAUCGAUGGCGUUAUCGACAUUCCGAGAACCCAUGACUGGCCUGUUAAUGGGGGUGUUGAAGAUGGUAAGAUUGAUAGUAGUGCUAUUGCGGAUGCAUAUUGGUAUCUUCAUACCCAACCCAGAUCUCAUUUCACUCAGGAAUUGGACGUUCGACCAUACGUCGAGAAAUUCUAG